This is a messenger RNA of Scaptodrosophila lebanonensis, 6443 nucleotides long. It is a transcript of the gene Rbp, whose product is annotated as RIMS-binding protein 2. Gene Ontology annotation, biological process: neuromuscular synaptic transmission. The coding region runs from base 287 to 5500 and encodes 1737 amino acids. Gene Ontology annotation, molecular function: protein binding. NCBI's taxonomy places the organism in Eukaryota, Metazoa, Arthropoda, Insecta, Diptera, Drosophilidae. The transcript is spliced from 19 exons. The record is from RefSeq and is a predicted model, not a curated record.
GGUUUUUCGCAUUAAACUGCUUCAACCAAAAAAAAAAAAGAGUAGUAGAUAUCUACCAUAGUUUUUUUCUAAAAAAUCUAGUUUUAAAGCGUGCGCGUGUGUAAAAUAUUAGUUAAAAAAUUAUGUAAAAACCGCAACUUAGUGUAAAUUAUAUGCAUUUGUGUGAAUUUGCCAGUGCUAACGUGGAAAAAAGGCGACGUGAAAAAGCAGCAGCAGGCAGGAAGAAGCAGCAGCAAAAAGUCGUCAACACAGAGGCACGGUUACGGGCACGGGGAGCAGGACCAACAUGCCGUACGAGUCGAUGCAUCAUCAUCAUCAUCAGUCGACGGCGGCCGCUGCUGUGGCCGCCAGUGUAGCUCCCAAUAGCAUGCUCGACUCGCUCAGUCUGCAGCUGCGCGAUGCGGAAAUGCGACGCACGGAAAUUGAACGUGCGCAUCAAGAAACUUUGGCACAAAUAUGCAAUCUAAGCAGCAGCGCACGGCCCGAUGAGGAAGCGGUGGAGAAUUUACAAUCCCGCGCACGUGAGCUCAAGAAGAAGGUAGCACUGGAGAAUGUGCACUGCGAGGAGUUGCAAAUCGAACUAACUGCCGCACUAAAGGCUAAAGCAGCGCGCUCAGCGGCCAACGCCGGCUCCGUCCCAAGCGGCAUGGCGGGCCUGGCAACCAGCAGUGCCACCUCCGCAUCCGCCUGCGCCAACAUACCGACCUCGGCCAGCAGUUCCACCGUCACAUGGGCACCGACAAUCAGUCACCAGGACCAAGGCUCGGAGAUUGACAUCAUAAUGGCAAAAAUUGAACAGGAUAACCGUGUGCUGGCUGAGCUGGAGCAGCCGCGGACAUCAGCCGCCGGAAUGUCAGCGUUGCCACCCAGUUCCAUGUUGAGCAGCGGAAAUAGCGAAUUUAGAACCAUAUCAAAGAGCGAGCUCGAGGAAGAACUGAAUCGUUAUAAAAGAGCAGUACUGGGCGGCGCUAGCGGCACCCCGGGGCUCUCCUCCGGCUACUCGAGUCUGCCGCAAUCGCUCGCCUCCACGCUACCGAAUGGCGCCAGCACCAGCCUGAGCGGCACUAGCGUUGGCUCACAGAGCGGCGCCGCCGCCACUGUCGGUGCUGGUGGCCUUACAUCCAUAUCGGCCCUGGUGCCCAACUCAAUCAGCGGCAUAUCCUCGAGUCUGAGCAGUCACGCCAUACAAUCACUGAACACCGCCGCAGCCGCUUCGGCAUACGGUGCCGCGCAGACUUCCGUUGAGAAGCUGCUGAGCGGAACUAGUGGAAUCACUGGCAUUCCACCAUUGCCGGUAAAUAUUCACACGAUGAAGGCUAUGCCAUCAGCAUUAAGUCAGAGCACAACCAUGCCCCUCCUGUCACUGAACUCGCAUAACAUGCCGACCGGCUCGAGUAGUUACUCGGCUCUGGGUUUGAGCGGAGGCGGAGCCGUCGGCGCGCUGGGCACAUCGCUGACACAUCCCACCAUGGGCAACAUGCUCGAUACGAGCACGCUUCUGGGCACAGCCGGUCUGGGUGGCCUGGGGGCUGCCGGUGGCGUCACAGCAGCCACCUCUCUUUAUGGUCUGAGUGCGGGUGGUGCCGGUCUUCCCAGCUCGUAUCCGCCACCCUUUCUCGACGUCGCCUCCAGCGCCUCGUAUCCCUUCACGUCGGCCGCUCUCCGCAACGCGUCCAAAAUGAAGAUGCUGGAUGAGAUUGACAUACCACUAACGCGUUAUGGCAAUCGCAGCUCACCCUGCUCGCCUAUACCGCCGAGCGCCUGGGGCCUAGACGAGUUCACCGACGGACUGAGCGCCUCAAUGAUGCACAACCGCAGCGGACUGGCCCUGGGCGCUUUAGAUUUGGACACACGCAAUCACAAUCUGAAUGGUGCUAGUGAGCCCCAGGUGGACAUGCUAGACAUACCCGGAAAGGGUCGUUGUUGCGUGUUCAUCGCGCGAUUCCCCUACGAUCCCCCUGAAGAGGCUGAGGGCGAGCUAUCGCUUUGUGCUGGGGAUUAUCUGCUGGUGUGGACUAGUGGUGAACCACAGGGCGGUUACCUGGAUGCAGAGCUAUUGGAUGGACGUCGUGGUCUGGUACCCGCAUCCUUUGUGCAGCGUUUAGUGGGUGAUGAUCUGCUGGAGUUCCACCAGGCUGUUUUGUCGACGCUACGCGAUGCCGAGGACGGCUCCAUGCAAUGCGAUACUACGUCGUUGCCCUCUUUGCCGCCGCACAACCCAUUGCUCACACACACACAUGAGGAUCUGGCACGUUUAAGUGAGACGCACACUGACUUGGAGCACGACCAGGAUGACAUCAGUGAUAAUGUUCCAGCUCCAAAGCACUUGACGCUGGAGCGGCAGCUGAACAAGAGCGUGCUCAUUGGCUGGUCUCCUCCGGAACCAGUUGGCUACAAUCUAAUCGACAGCUAUCACGUCUAUGUGGAUGGCGUGCUCAAGGUCACUGUGAAGGCCAACGAACGCACACGCGCGCUCAUCGAAGGCGUCGAUUCCACGCGGCCGCAUCGCAUAAGUGUGCGCAGCGUGACCCAAAAUCGCCAGACAUCGCGUGACGCCGCCUGCACCAUGAUCAUUGGUCGUGACACAUCACAUUUGGGCCCGUCGGCGGUGCGCGCCUCACACAUAACGUGUUCAUCGGCGGUCAUCUCUUGGCUGCCGGCCAAUUCCAAUCACCAGCACGUGGUGUGUGUGAACAAUGUGGAGGUGCGCACCGUCAAGCCGGGCAUGUAUAGGCACACCAUCACCGGGCUGGCGCCGAGCACACAAUAUCGUGUGACUGUGCGUGCCAAGCAUCUGCGCGCCGUCGGUCAGCAUCCACCUACGACACCUGGUCGGCCCGGCCAGGAGGAGGCACCAGGCGCCUAUGCCGAUUUCCGCACGCUGACCAAGGGUCUGCCCGAUCCGCCACAGGACAUCCAACUUGAGGCUGGACCUCAAGAUGGUACCAUUCUGGUGACAUGGCAGCCGGUUAACAGGCCUACGGCAACGGGGCCUGUAACCGGCUACGCUGUGUACGCCGAUGGUAAGAAAGUGACGGAUUUCAACUCGCCAACGGGCGAUCAUGCACUGAUCGACAUUGGCAAACUGGGCGUCUUCAAUCCGCGAGCGGUCACCAUUCGCACCAAAUCAAGAGAUUCACAGUCGGCCGACAGUGCGCCCAUCUUAAUACCAAACACUGUGCGCAAUGCUGUCGCCCGCAGGGGACCAAAUCAAAUGGCCAUGGGUCCGCAGCUUCCACAAGGACCGCAUGGCAUGCCAGUGCAGCAACAAAUGCAAGGUAUGCAGGGGCAGCCGGGAAUGCCUGGACAGCCGCAGCAGCCGCACAUGAUGGGCCAGGAUCACACACAAUACGAUCCCAAUCAGAUGCAACAGCAGCAGGGAAUGCAGCCUGGCCAACAGCCCGGUCAACCGGGUCAUCAGCCCGACGCCAGCUCCGGCUUAUUAGGUGGCCUGCUCGGGGGCCUCUUCUCGAAACCCACACAGAGUCAAGUGAACCAGAAUGGCUAUCAGCCAGGAGCAACGCAACGCGGCAUGGUGCCCGGACGACCGCAGGGGCCGCAGCAGCAACAACAACAACCGUAUGGAGCACAGGGCGCGAUGGGCGGGCCACGUUUUCGCGGACCCGUGCCUGGCCAGAUGCAAGGUCAGAUGCAGGGUCAGCAAAUGCCCGGCCAAAUGCAGGGGCAGCUGCAGGGCCAGCAAAUGGCGGGCCAAAUGCAGGGUCAGAUGCAGGGGCAGAUGUCUGGGCAAAUGCCUGGCCAGAUGUCGAACCAAAUGAUGGGGCCUGGUGCCAUGGGUCCACGAGGUCCGCUCAACCAACAGCAGCAGCAGCAGCAGCAGCAACAACAGCAGCAACAACAACAACAAAUGCAACAACAGGGUCAACUGCUGCCGGGUCAGCAGACGGCGCAGCAGCACCAGCAAAUGGCCGGCGCACAAAAGAAACCGCGCUACUUUGUGGCCAUGUUCGACUACGAUCCAACCACAAUGAGUCCUAAUCCAGAUGGGUGCGACGAAGAACUGCCAUUUCAAGAGGGUGAUACUAUUAAGGUUUUCGGUGAUAAGGACGCGGAUGGCUUCUACUGGGGCGAGCUGCGUGGCCGUCGUGGUUAUGUGCCGCACAACAUGGUGACCGAAGUGGAGGACAGCACCAGCCAAAUGGGUGGACAAAUGCCUGGCACUAUGCAGGGGGCGGGCGGCACCGCACAAGUAAUGCCCGGUCAGGGCGGCACUCAGCAGAGCAUGCGAAAUGUCAGCCGGGAUCGUUGGGGCGACAUCUAUGCGAACAUGCCGGUGAAGCGGAUGAUAGCGCUCUACGACUACGAUCCUCAAGAAUUAAGUCCGAAUGUGGAUGCCGAGCAGGUGGAACUGUGCUUCAAAACGGGCGAAAUCAUACUCGUUUAUGGUGAUAUGGAUGAAGAUGGUUUCUACAUGGGCGAACUGGACGGCGUGCGCGGUCUGGUGCCGUCGAACUUCCUGGCUGAUGCGCCCGAUCAGUAUAACAACCAAAUGGGGCCUGGCGGCGCUGGGCGCGGUGGCCUAAGUCAGCGGGGCAGGGGUCAGGGACCCGGCGCGAGAGGACCACCGCCGCCGCCGCGAGAUAACAUGAUGCCCGGUGUGGCCGGGCAACGCGGUCCACAAGGCAAAAAUGCUCGCCCUGCUUCCCCUACACUGUUAGACAACACGGGCCACCCUGCCCCCGAUCACCAAACGCAGGGGAUGAUCGGUCGCGUUGGUAAUGUUGGAAUGGUAGGAAUGCAACAGCAACUACAGCAACAACAACAGCAACCGUAUGGUCAGCAACAGACACAAAUGGGACAGCAGCAGCAGCAACAAACACAACAACAGCAAAUGGGCAUGGGACAAAGUGGAAUGAUGGGAAUGGGCCAACAGCCACAACAGCAACAAAUGGGCAUGAUGGCGCAAACGCCACAACAGCAGCAGCAGCAGCAGCAACAACAACAUCAACAGCAAAUGGGUCAACAAAUGGGUCAAAUGGGACAAAUCGGAGGCCCAAUGGGCAGUCAAAUGGGCGGCAUGGGAAUGGGACAAAUGGGUAUGGGAGGUGCGCAACAACAACAACAACAACCGCCAGUGACGACGCAGGCGCAAACGGGCGGUCUAUUCUCCGGCGCGACUAGUUUACUUUCUGGUGCUACUUCGGCUGCCACCGGUGGUCUAUUUGGUUCGAAGCAACCACCGAAAACGGAUCCAAUGCAACCACCUGGUGGUGUGCAGCCAACGCAGCAACAAGCGAACGCCUUUGGUGCCCAGCAAAUGCAGCCCGGCAUGGGUAUGCAGCCGCAAAUGCAGCAACAAGCACAGCAACAGCAACAACAACAAGUGCCACCCCAAGCGCAGCCCCCGCCCCAGGGUCAGGGGCCGGGCGCCGGCCUGCUAGGCGGCCUCAAGGGCAUAGCGGCAGCGGCGCCCGGCGGCGAUGUACUCUCGAAAGGCAAAGAUCUCUUUGGCAAAUUCGGGUUUGGCUUUGGCAAAUAACCCCGGUCAUUCCAUAGGGUCCUGUUAUAUUAUUCGUAGAUUAGACUAUGAUUAUUACUAUUAUGACUAUUAUUAUUGCUAUUGAUUACUUAAGCUAAUAUAUACAUAUACAGAGGAAGUAAAACCGAAAAGAAAAACAAAAACAAAAAAGAAAAAGAAAAACUAAAACUAAAACCAAUCCCCCCAGUCAAGUGCGGGCUAAUGUGAAGUGAAUAAUGUUGUUGAUAUGGUUAUAUUACGAUGAUGAUGACGAUGAUAAUGGAUGCAACUAAUAGUACUAAUGAUAAUAUUUUUUAUUAAUUAAAUUGAUAGAAAUAUUACAGAUAAUUUAAAAAGGGAGCGCUGCAGACGAAAACAUCAACAACAACAAGAACAACAAGAACAGCCACAGCAAUACAAACAACAAACCUAAGCCGAAACAAAAGCCAUUUGUUGUUGUUAAAUUAUUGAACAUUGAGCAAAUCAAUUGCAACCUCUGACUAACUUGUUAGCAAAGCAAAUGAUAAAACUAAACACUAAACUAAUUAAAAGCAAAAACGCAAUAAAAAUCUUAGAAGGCAGGCGGCAAGUGAAGGGCGCAACAAACUAGGCGGAAAGGCUCCAUUGGAACUCUUCGCAUAUACAUACAUACAUACAUACAUAUAGUAUAUAUAUUUACACACACAAACACGCAGAAACACACAGACAGACCACAUUAACACACACACAAUAUAUACAAACAUACAUAUACCCACAUAAAAGAACAUAAAUUAUAAAUAAACUUUAUUGAGGCAAAUGAUUAAGAUAAAGACAAAUAUAUUAUAUACAUUAUAUUUACAAUUAUUUGUUAACGCACAUUGUUAAAUUUGCUACUGUUGCUGACCAGUUUAUAAAUAAAAAAAUUUAAAAAUAAAAACAACAACAAAAUAAUGAAAAUACCAAAAACUUAAAGUGAAAACAAAAC